Messenger RNA from Pyricularia pennisetigena, 465 nucleotides. RefSeq lists its product as uncharacterized. The coding region runs from base 1 to 465 and encodes 154 amino acids. NCBI's taxonomy places the organism in Eukaryota, Fungi, Ascomycota, Sordariomycetes, Magnaporthales, Pyriculariaceae. The record is from RefSeq and is a predicted model, not a curated record. Gene Ontology annotation, cellular component: mitochondrion. The transcript has a single exon. Gene Ontology annotation, biological process: mitochondrial respiratory chain complex II assembly.
AUGCCGCCAUCAACACGAACCCUCACGCUCCUCACCCGCAACCUCCUCGCCCGCCCUCUAACCACCACCACCCGGCCCGCCAUCCGCCCGCCCACAACAACAACAACAACAACAACAACAACAGCCACCCGCGCCUCGUCCACAUUCAACCCAGGCCCGUCGCCACCCCGCCUGCCCGCGGAGCAGCAGGCCGAAUUCGAGCGCCUGCAGCGCGAGGCCUCGGUCGCCGACUUCUCCUCCACUCCCGCCGCCGCCGAAGCGCCGCGGCCGGUUGAGGUACAGGACGCCGCGACCAACAACGGCGCGGCGGGCGCGACGUCGGGCGGCAUACGCAAGGGUGCGCCGCCCGAGUUCGAGGGCGACGUCAACCCCAAGACCGGCGAGGUCGGCGGGCCCAAGAACGAGCCGCUGAGGUGGGGCGCCGCCGGCGAUUACAGCUUCAACGGGCGCGUAACGGACUUUUGA